Messenger RNA from Prunus avium (sweet cherry), 1693 nucleotides. It is a transcript of the gene TAF15, whose product is annotated as TBP-associated factor 15. NCBI's taxonomy places the organism in Eukaryota, Viridiplantae, Streptophyta, Magnoliopsida, Rosales, Rosaceae. Gene Ontology annotation, molecular function: RNA binding. The record is from RefSeq and is a predicted model, not a curated record.
AUAAACCGAUAAUUGGUGCUAGUGGCCGAAGCUGGAACCCAAGUUUAGAAUUAGGGCUUCCAGUCUCUCUCUCUUCUGAUCCUGCACAAACAUAGUUAUCUUCUUCAAUCGUUCGCGAUUAUAAUUAGGGGUUCGCAGAUGAAGACAGCGGAAUCGCACAAUUAGGUUUAGGGCUUGCACAUUUGAGAGGCUCGAGGCUUGCGACCGCCGUUAGGUUGAAAGGAAACUCAGGUAAGGAUUGGAGUUGGUUUUCACUUAGCCCAGUUUCAUGAAAGUGGAGCUAUAUGGCAACCUAUCCAGGAAAAGGAGCUCCUUCAAAUGGGUCUGUCUAUGUUUGCAACUUGCCUGAGGGGACUGAUGAAAAUAUGUUGGCUGAAUAUUUUGGCACCAUUGGGUUGUUAAAGAAAGACAAGCGAACAGGUCGACCAAAAAUUUGGCUAUACCGAGACAAACUGACAAACGAACCUAAGGGAGAUGCUACUGUAACAUAUGAGGAUCCACAUGCUGCAUCAGCAGCCGUUGAAUGGUUUAACGACAAGGAUUUCCAUGGUAAUGCCAUUGGGGUUUUUAUAGCAGAGUCAAAAAGCAAAGAUGAUCAGACUCAUAAUCCUGGGGGCGAUCCAAUUGUUGGCGGUGAGUAUGAUGGACUUGAGGAAAUUGCUCAGGAUACAAAUGGAGGUGUUGGCGGCGGUAGAGGUCGGGGUGAUGCUCCUGGGAAAGCAUGGCAACAAGAGGGAGACUGGACAUGUCCGAAUACAAGCUGUUCCAAUGUGAAUUUUGCAUUUCGUGGUGUGUGCAAUCGCUGCGGAAGUGCUCGACCUACUGGUGCUUCCGGUGGUGGCGCAGGGGGUGGUGGUCGUGGCAGGGGUCGUGGACUUGACUCUGGGGGCCGUGGUGGUCCUGUCGGUGCUCCUACAGGUGGACUCUUUGGUCCAAAUGAUUGGCCUUGUCCAAUGUGUGGCAACAUCAACUGGGCAAAGCGUACAAAAUGCAACAUAUGCAACACAAAUAGACCUGGUCACAAUGAAGGUGGUGUAAGAGGGGGACGUGGUGGGGGUUACAAAGAACUUGAUGAAGAAGAACUAGAGGAAAUCAAGCGACGUCGGCGGGAGGCAGAAGAAGAUGAUGGCGAGAUGUAUGAUGAGUUUGGCAACCUUAAAAAAAAAUUUCGCGCUAAAACACAACAAACUGAAACUGGACGAGCUCUUCCAGGUGCUGGACGUGCUGGAUGGGAGGUGGAGGAAAUAGGUGUAAUUGACAGAGAUGGCAGGGAGAGAAAUAGAGAGAGAGGAAGGGAACGUGAUGAUAGACCGAGCAGCAAGAACAGAGAAAGAGAUGACAGGGAUAGGCGUCGCAGUAGAAGCAGAGAAAGGGAAAGGGAUAGGGGGAGAGAUAGACCUCGAGAUUAUGAUUAUGAUCGGGACAAAGAAUAUGGGCGGGACAGGGACAGAGACCGGGAUCGGGACCGGAACAGGCACCGUUACUGAAGGUUAUGGGAUAGAGUUUUGGUUCUCUUAUGCAAGUAGGUCGGACUGCAUUCGUGUUGAACUAUGUUUUACUUGGCAUUUUAAGCUAUUCGGAUGGAAUAUGGGUCUCCACCACUUUCUUCAAACUGUGAUCUGCGCCUGCAUGUAAAAUUUGUUUUCCGUACGUUGGCACUAUUCAAAUUUUGCUUUCAACAUUUUCCUUUUAA